GCAGCCUUUCAGCAACACGUAGCCGUUACCCUCCUUCACGGCCAGAUAAACAGUGCUUUGCAUUCUCUUGCCCAUCAUAAACAGUAUCACGUUAAGCUUGUCAUUAUCAGGACAUCUAUCCUUGACCUAUUUUAGCUCCCUGUUGUGGCCCACGAUGACCUCUUUGACGCACAACGACUACACAAUCGCGUGGAUAUGCGCCUUGCCACUGGAGGUAGCAGCUGCCCGCGUUAUGCUUCAUGAAACCCUCAGUCCGCUGCCGAAACCCUCCACCGACCCGAAUGCCUACGAGCUUGGCGAAUCAAACGGCCACUAUAUUCAUGGCGAACCUGGCAUCAACCUUUUUAUGGCCAACCUGGUAUCAACCUUUUGGAAUCAGGGUCGAUGGACUGAAGCUGAGAAGCUAGGUGUCCAAGUAAUGGAGAAAAUGAAGAUGGUGUUAGGAGACGAGCAUCCUGACACUCUAGCCAUCAUGGCGAACCUUGCAUAUACUUUGAAAUCUCAAGGAAUACUACAGCAUGCCUUGACUCUAAUGAAAAAAUGCUCUAACUUGCGCAACACAGUAUUAGGGCCUGGUCACCCGGAUUCCAUGUCAUCCUCUCGAGCUCUCAGUGACUGGAUGGAUGAGUAUAAUACAUUACUAGACCAAACACCGCUCACUGGGAAAAAUUCGGCCCAUGAAGAGCAUGUCAAUCUACCUUAUGCUCGAAGACGAUCAGCUGCUACAUUAUUCCUUGGAAAUCAUCCUCUCAUCAUAGCUGCCAGAACACCCUCGCCCUUGCCGGACUGCCAAGACUUACAAGAUGUGGAUUAA
Molecule: messenger RNA, 814 nt
Organism: Talaromyces proteolyticus
Lineage: Eukaryota; Fungi; Ascomycota; Eurotiomycetes; Eurotiales; Trichocomaceae
Exons: 4
Coding region: 155-814 (219 amino acids)
Molecular function (GO): protein binding
Source: RefSeq, a predicted model, not a curated record